Messenger RNA from Branchiostoma belcheri (Belcher's lancelet), 1254 nucleotides. RefSeq names its product neuropeptide FF receptor 2-like. The transcript is spliced from 3 exons. Gene Ontology annotation, cellular component: membrane. Gene Ontology annotation, molecular function: peptide binding; neuropeptide receptor activity. NCBI's taxonomy places the organism in Eukaryota, Metazoa, Chordata, Leptocardii, Amphioxiformes, Branchiostomatidae. Bases 7 to 1254 code for a protein of 415 amino acids. Gene Ontology annotation, biological process: G protein-coupled receptor signaling pathway. The record is from RefSeq and is a predicted model, not a curated record.
GCUGUGAUGUGCGUCCUCAUUAUCUGUAACAUCAUCAUCUUCGUCCUCUGCAUGGUCGGAAACGUCCUGGUCUGCGUAGUGGUGGCCAAGAACAGAAACAUGAAGAAUGUCACCAACUAUUUCAUCGUGAACCUGGCUGUGAGUGACUUGUUCAUGGGCGGAUUCUGCAUGCCGUUUACCAUGCUGGACAACCUGAAGGGUGGCUGGAUGUUCGGUGAGGUGAUGUGUAAAGUGCAGCCCAUGGCGCAGGGCGUGGCCAUGUGUGCGUCUGUCUUCACUCUAGUCGCCAUCGCAGUAGACAGGUACCUGGCCGUGAUGGCACCAACAGAUGAGAGGCUCAGCAGCAAAGUGUGUGCCAUUGUUAUUGCAGUCAUCUGGGCGUCAAGUAUCGGUAUCAUGGCGCCCAUCGUGCCCAUGAUGGUGUAUAAAGACUACGGCAAAGUUCAGACCUGUUCUGAGGGGUGGGAGACAUGGGAGAACAGGCGGGCGUACACAACUUCUCUCCUCGUGCUCUGCUUUGCCCUCCCCCUCUUGGUCAUCGCAACGCUGUACACCAGAGCGGCCGCACAGCUGUACUUAUCCAGCGUCAGAAGAAACCGCCAGCAGAGCAGAAACAGAGCGGGGCUGGGGAAUAAAAUCCGCGUUUUCAAGAUGAUGGCGGUUGUCGUUAUACUCUUUACCCUGUUGUACCUCCCCCUACACGUCCUGACCAUGGUGAUAGACUUCGGGGACUUGGACGACGUCGAAAAGAGACCUUUCUACACGUACGCCUUCCCGAUCAGCCACUGGCUGGUGUUCUUCCACACCUGUGUCAACCCGUUUGUCUACGCUCUGCUGAACAGAAACUUUAGGAACGGUUUUCGGGCCGCGUUUCUGAACGACAGGUCGGCGAGCCAGGCCUGUUCGUGUUGUUUAGUCAGGAUGCAGAGAAGGAGACCAAAAAGAACCCAGCAUGUCAAGACGCCGGAUCUCAGUAAAACCCGAAGGAUUUCGAACGAGCGUUCGCCCAUGCCGGCCAUGCUGCACCGGACUACAGCAGCACAGGCAGGCGGCUUGACUCGGGCUGUUCGCCCGGCUUCCCUCAUCCUGACCACCGCUGUGAUAGAAAGUCCUCCCGGACCAGGCUUUACUACCAGUUCCCCUCUGUCCACAUCGGCCUCGCCGCUCAGCCACAAGAAAAAGAUGAAAUCUAUUUCAAACGCACGCUAUACCGUGCCUUCUCAUGUGCCAUUUCUGAUGGUAACUUCAGUUUAG